Plasmopara halstedii is the source of this 180-nucleotide messenger RNA. RefSeq lists its product as uncharacterized. The transcript is spliced from 2 exons. The record is from RefSeq and is a predicted model, not a curated record. Lineage: Eukaryota; Oomycota; Peronosporomycetes; Peronosporales; Peronosporaceae. The coding region runs from base 1 to 180 and encodes 59 amino acids.
AUGCUUUUAAACAAUUAUGAACCACACUUUCCGCAUUAUGUGCGUGUACGAUCAGGCGAGUUCAAGAGCAAAGUGCACUUGUUAUUCAAACGCACUCUUGUAGUUCAGCUUCGGAUAAUCUUGACGCAACUGGUGUCAUCUUUCUCUACCGUACGCGACCGCAAGACGACGUGUGUGUAG